This is a messenger RNA of Lynx canadensis (Canada lynx), 2248 nucleotides long. It is a transcript of the gene STX7, whose product is annotated as syntaxin 7. Gene Ontology annotation, biological process: vesicle-mediated transport; vesicle fusion; intracellular protein transport. Gene Ontology annotation, molecular function: SNARE binding; SNAP receptor activity. The record is from RefSeq and is a predicted model, not a curated record. Gene Ontology annotation, cellular component: SNARE complex; synaptic vesicle; membrane. NCBI's taxonomy places the organism in Eukaryota, Metazoa, Chordata, Mammalia, Carnivora, Felidae.
CACUGGGCGUCCCAGCGCCACCGCCCAUCAGCUGAGAAUCUAGCUGGGGGCUCUGGGGCCGGUGGGUGCCUGGGGCCGGCGGAGGAGGAGGAGAAAGCCGAGGAGGUUGGGGUGACUGCUUAGGUGACAUCUGAUGAAAUUAGUGAAUAAGUAAAUCAGCUAUGUCUUACACUCCGGGUGUUGGUGGUGACCCUGCCCUACUGGCCCAGCGUAUCUCUUCCAAUAUCCAGAAGAUCACACAAUGUUCUGUGGAAAUACAGAGGACCCUGAAUCAACUUGGAACGCCUCAAGAUUCACCUGAACUUAGGCAACAACUGCAACAGACGCAGCAGUAUACUAACCAACUUGCCAAGAGGACAGAUAAGUACAUUAAAGAGUUUGGAUCCCUGCCCACCACCCCCAGCGAACAGCGUCAGAGGAAAAUACAGAAGGAUCGCUUAGUGGCUCAAUUCACGACAUCACUGACCAACUUUCAAAAGGUCCAGAGGGAAGCUGCUGAGAAAGAAGAGUUUGUUGCUCGAGUAAGAGCCAGUUCCAGAGUAUCUAGUGGUUUUCCUGAGGACACCUCAAAGGAAAGGAAUCUUGUGUCCUGGGAAAGCCAAGCUCAACCUCAGGUGCAGGUGCAGGAUGAAGAAAUUACAGAAGAUGACCUCCGCCUUAUUCAUGAGAGAGAAUCUUCUAUUAGGCAACUUGAGGCUGAUAUUAUGGAUAUUAAUGAAAUAUUUAAAGAUUUGGGAAUGAUGAUUCAUGAGCAAGGAGAUGUAAUAGAUAGCAUAGAAGCCAACGUGGAAAACGCGGAGGUGCACGUUCAGCAGGCAAACCAGCAGCUGUCAAGAGCAGCAGAAUAUCAGCGCAAAUCCAGAAAAACCCUGUGCAUCAUCAUUUUUAUCAUUGUCAUCGGACUUGUAAUUCUCGGUCUCAUCAUAUGGAGAGUGAAAGGCUGAAUUAUAAAGGAGCACACUGUUGCACUACAUUCUCUAAAUUAUGUACGAAGAUUCCUGUAAUCAUUUUUAUUAUUAUUAUUAUUAUUCUAAAGCUACUGCAUAAAGGAUGGCUCCCAUACUUUGUUAUUUUUAUUUGGCAGGGGGAAGUUUCUUUUAGAUUCAAUCUGAUAUUUUCUAAUACUGAAAGUUUUUCUUGGUAUCACUGCUGGCAUAACUUCUGUGCUUUUCAAUCUAGUAACUCUGAGGUUUUGUCCACAAUGUAUAUGCCUUUCAUUUAUAAUUUAUUUGCCCUGUUGACUUAGCUUUUGGAAUCAGUAAAUUUAAAGGUGUGUGUGUGUGUGUGUGUGUGUGUGUGUGUGUGUGUGUGUUCGUGUUCUGUGUGCAUCUGUCUCUGUCACAGAGUGACAUGCACCCAGAUUUGUGUGACUUCAAUUAAAAAUCUCAAAUUUAAUUUUGAUAUGGGCCAGCAGAGGAAAUAUUCUCAGUAACGUAGGGAAAAUUAACCCACCUGUUUGUGGUGGUUUGUUUUCUUUCGUUUUCUGGUUCAUAACAGCACAAAUUAUCUAUUUAACUUUUAUUGUUGGUUUUCUCUUAAGACCUUCGUUUACUCUAAAUGAAAUCAGUGAGUAAUUUCCUAGAAUAUCUCAUCCUCCUGAUGUGUAUAUAUUAAACAUUUGCUGUAGAUUGCCUAGUAAAAUACUAAGGAUAAUUGUUUUUUGCAUAGGACCUGUUUAAGUCUGAUGUUUGCUGGGGUAUGUGUAGUCACUAUAAAUGUUAAAUGUAAUUUGGAGGAAGAGUAUGAAAAAUCAGUUCAUACUAUGUUAGAAAUCUGGAGAUCCAACUUGUUAUUCUGCUGUGUACUUCCACAGCUAUUAGGAUGGAAAAUUAAUUACCUUCCCUGAAAUCCUUCAGAAUUAUGGCUACAUGUAUAUCCUUGGGUCAGAAUUACUUUUGCGGAGCAACUUUCCCAGAAUUAUUGUUUUUGAGCACUAACACUUAAAAUUUAAUGUUUACCUUGCAUACCAUUUUGUACCAUCCUCCAUUAGAAAACAAUUUGGAUGUUUGCCAAUUAACCACUUGCCUUUUUAAAUCAAUGUUGUUUUGAUGCACUAAUCUGAAUACUGUAAAGAAGUUUGUCUUAGUUUAUAGUUUGUAUUUUAUAACAAUGUUCUUAUAUAGCAGUUUGAUAGUGAAGUCAGUGUUUUACAUGGCAAACUAUGAGACUCCAAAUGGGAACAAAUAAAAUAUUAAGUAAAGCGUGUCUUUGCAACCAGAAUAAAGAUGAUUUUAAAAGUGUCUGGAUA